AUUUGGUCUUGGCAGUCAAGCAUGCCUGAGAGGUCCUCUAACAUCCCACGUGCGCUGCGCGAGCCAAUCACAGCACGAUCUCACUGGGGCUGGACAGAUUGCGCCAUGCCGCUUACAGCCCCGUUAAGCCCUGCUCAGCCGUACCGCCAGGUAUCAACAUGAGAUAUAAGCUCAGCCUUCCGUCGUUCUCUUACGACUUCUGCAUCAUUUUUUCUUUGUUGUAAUACGCAUCAUGCCUAGCAUAGCGACGACCAUAUGGUACGCGUUCGUAGUAGCGUGGGGCGCGUCGCUUUACCAACUCUACCUCAAAGAUCUUUUUGCGAUUACUUUUGGUGUUGGUCGCGUGAUACAGAGUAUCGAUGAAUUUCCAGAAUUCAGUUGUAGCCGUCUUGUGCAUCCAAGGCUAGAAGCGUGUGAGGAUAUCUGGCUGGAUGACCACGAGAGGACAUUGUAUGCGGCUUGCGCGGGCACGGCAGAUAGGUUGGCUUGGAAUCAAGCCAUGAAGGAUGUCAACGUCACUGGACGACGGCCUGGCGGAUCAGAACUCAUUGCCUUGGAUAUUGACGAACCUGGUGUUGACGGGUUUUACAAUCUUCGUGGCAUCAAACCCAUCGGACACUAUAGAGGAGCGACUGGAAACUCCGAUCUUGAUCUUCUAGGCUUCGAUGCUCAUGUCUUGGAUGACAACACGAUUCGGUUCUAUAUGGUCAACCAACGACCACCAGUCGGAGCGUUCAACAACAUCAUCGAUGCUUCAAAGAGCGGCGCAAAUUCGACGAUUGAGAUCUUCGAAAUGAGAACAGGUCAGGAGCAGAUGCGACAUGUUCGUACCAUCUUCUCAAAUGAGAUUUGGACGCCAAACCGUGUUUCGGCGCUUGCAGAUGGCUCUGGUGGAUUUCUUGUGACAAAUGAUCAUUCUGUCAAGGUUGGUUUGCGAAGAAAGCUUGACUAUGUUAUCGGUGGCGGUAACGUCGCCUACUGCGACGGAGCCGGUAACUGCCACGCAGCCUAUGACGGCAGCGAGGAUGACGAUACUGUUCCGUCAACCCCAGGCGAUGAGCCAAUGUACAAAGUCUAUCUCAAGAAAGCGCUCGGAUACCUUCCGAAGUCGAAGCUUAAGUUCCCCAAUGGACUUGCCCGCGGUCGAGACGGUUUCUUCUACGUUCCUAGCGCCAUAGACGGCCAGAUUCGCGUCCUGGCAUUGCAACCCGACAAGACCCUUCGCCUCGUCGACACCAUCCAUGUCGGCAUGCCGCUUGAUAAUAUCUCACCCGACGCUAACGGCGACAUUUACGCCGCCGGUUUCCCCAAUCUUAUCCAAUCCGGUAAAGGCUUCGAUGAUCCUUACAACCAGUCUUCGCCCGUGACCAUUUGGCGCAUCAGAAAGACGGUUGACGUAGGGAAGUCUGGGGUAAGAAGUGUAGAUUACAGAGUCGAAAAGGUUCUUGAGGAUAAGGAUAGUAAAGUUCUGAGUGGUAGCACUACGGUCAGACAUGAUGUCAAGACUGGUCGGUUAUUCAUUAGCGCUGCCGUACAUCCAUUCCUUGUCGUUUGCGAACCGACUAAAUAAGCGUUUACACUGGUGCCGCAAGUAUUGAGAUAGGCCAUGAAGAGAGAGACUCGGUAUAUCGGUCAUUAAGUCCCGCCACGCUCAACAUCUAAA
Molecule: messenger RNA, 1663 nt
Organism: Alternaria alternata
Lineage: Eukaryota; Fungi; Ascomycota; Dothideomycetes; Pleosporales; Pleosporaceae
Product: calcium-dependent phosphotriesterase
Exons: 4
Coding region: 233-1570 (445 amino acids)
Source: RefSeq, a predicted model, not a curated record